UACAAAAAGCUAUUGAUCAAGGAUUAAAUCUCGAGCAGACAGUGAAAACAACAACAGAUGCCAUGCAAGAAUUUCGUGGUUAUGUUCUCUUUGAUUGGAUACAUUCUAAUUUGAACGUACCAAAAGCAUUCGAUGAAUUGAAAGCCAACAAGUAA
Molecule: messenger RNA, 155 nt
Organism: Rotaria sordida
Lineage: Eukaryota; Metazoa; Rotifera; Eurotatoria; Philodinida; Philodinidae
Source: the annotation of a GenBank genome assembly